UCGUGGUGCCAUUUCUUUUCUUUUCUUCUUCCUCUUCUUUUUGUUGAAAUUGACUUCGAGUUCAACUCCCGUCUAUAUAUGGCCCUUCUUGUCGAUGAUAUCGCUCACAGUUGGGGGAGAGAGACACUAUUCUUCUGUGCUGCUUUUUUUGUUUUCGGGGCAAUACAGUACUUCAAUGGAAGCUUUUUCAACUUCAUGUACUAUUUUGGGGGCGAUAUCGACUGCUGUGAACAUUGUGCAAAAAUGUCUAGAGGCCAAAAACAUUUUCAAAAACCUCCCCUCCACCACCAAGAAUCUGCGUCGGUUGCUUGAAGACUUGGAACCAGGCAUGAAGACGAUGGAUUUCCCAGCUAUUGUAACUGAACUCAUGCAGAAGCUGAAGGACAUGAACGAAGCAAGCCAAGGGGUUGUGGACAAAAACAAACUCACUUGGUCGAAUUUCUGCUGUGUCCCGUGUUUUCUAAGCAAAUAUGAUGAAGCGUACCAGUCCGCCAAGAAUUUCUGCGCCAUUGAAAUGCAAGUGAUGAUGCUAACCUGUUUGAUGCGUAUUAAUUUUAAGCUUGGACAAACCAACGAAGUCGCCGACCAAGAGACUGAUAAUAGUAGCAGCGAAUCCGUGCUCCCCCAAAAUAGGGUCACGGUGAACUUGGUGGGUCAAUGUCAAACUAUGGACUGCUUGAAGUAUGGGCUGCUUCAUGACGAUCAGCAGGUCCUGAACUUGAUUGGUUUGACAGGAUCCGGAAAGACCACUUUGGCUGGAAAACUCUGUCAUGACGUUGCCGUCAAAGGUAGAUUCAAUGACAGCAUCAUCUUUGAGAAGUUGGGAUCGCAGAGUAAAAGCAAUGAAGCGUACAAGAAAUUGAAAGAAAAAUUGUCCAAUCGGGCAUAUCCGGUACUAUUGGUACUGGAUGAUGUUUGGACUGACUCUGGAAAUAUCAUUGAGAGGUUAACGGGUUCAAUACCACCAAAUUCUAAAAUCUUGGUGACUUCAAGAGGUCAAAUUACAACGCUUGGCACCACAUACCGCAUGGAAUCACUUUCUCCCGAAGAUGCGGAAACCCUUUUUUUUCACUUUGUUCGACAAAGAGACAUCGACUUUGGUGACCAUCGAAAACGUGACAUGCUUCGACAGUUAAAAAAAAAAAAACACACACACACACACACACACACACACAUCAGGAUUCUUUGAUUUGUCCGGAUGACCCAUGAGAUGUUGCAUAAAUAGGAUGUGUCAAAAGUCAGAACACAAUAAUUUCAUUUCAUCUUUACAGAGUUCUUUAUUAUUUGCUUUAAUGAUUUAGAGAUGUAUGGUUAGACAGAAAAAAUGAUAGGUACUAUGAGCAGGAAAUAAUUUGAUGCACAAAAGGAAGGAAAAGUCAUAAGCUUAACUAGCGUAACUGGUUGUAUCUGGUUCACUUAAAUGCAGAUCAUUGACGGCCGCAAGGGCUUAGCUUUGGCUAUUGAAUUGAUGGCUCUAGACCUCCAAAGGGAAAGUAAUUGUAUUGAAGGGUUUCAAACGGCGCAGUUAAAUUUGUCGCAAGGUGGCUCUAUUCUUGAUUCAAAUAAAGAAUUGCAAGCUCGUCUCCAAGAUUCCGUAGAUAAAUCCAACACGGAGUUUUUUAUGGACCUUGGGUUAUUCCCUGAAGAUCAAGAUAUCCCCAUCACUGCAUUAAUAGACAGUGGAUUGAACUGUAUGAACUAGAUGAACGUGGUAUAUCUGCUAUGAUCGCCAUCCACAAAUUAAUAGCCCUGGGUUUGGCUGCGAGGAUCAAAGUGCGAAGGACUGUUGGUAGCGAUCUGGACAAUUACUACAAUAACCACUUCCUCAUGCAGCAUGGUCUUCUCAGAGAGCUUGCCGUCCGUACAAGCAACAAGGAGCCAGUGGAGAACAAGAGAAGACUGAUCCUAGACAGAUCAUCAACGUCCUGAGUGGUGGUCUAAGCACAGAGUAGAUGCUCCUAUACUGUCAAUGUCAACUGAUCAAAACACUACUCCGGACUGGUUCAAAAAUAAUCAAGCAGCUGGUGCUGUGGUUCUGAUUUUGAAUCUUAAGACUAGAGAAUUCAAGUUGCCUGAAUCCAUUUAAAAGAUGAGAAACUUGAGGGUUCUUAUUCUCACCAAUUAUGGUGUGGAAUAUCACACGGAAUUGACAAGCCCAGGGCUGCUUGCUUCUCUAGGGAAACAGAGGAGAAUCAUACUGCAGCAGGUUUCACUUCCUUACCCGUGCAAACUGAAGUACGUGCACAAGUUAUCUCUUUACAUGUGUGAAGUGAGGGACGCUUUUGAAAACAACACUACGGAAUUCUCAAAAGCAAUGCCGAAUCUGGUGGAGCUGAACAUUGAUUAUUGCAAGGAUUUAGUGAGGUUGCCUGUUGGGUUUUGCAAUAUGAUCACCCUGAAGAAGCUCAGCAUCUGUAGUUGCCCCAAGUUUGUUGAACUUCCCCAAGAAAUUGGGAGGCUUGAGAAGUUGGAAUUGCUAAGAAUUAGUCACUGCGCUGAGUUUAAGGAGAUGCCGGAGUCAAUCACCAAGUUGACGAGUCUAACCUUUCUGGACAUCUCAUACUGCAUAUUGCUUGAGAAAUUACUAGACAACAUUGGAGAGCUGGCAAGACUAAAACAGCUAUAUAUGACGGAUUGUCCGGUAAAUGAAUUGCCAGGGUCGGUCGUAGAUAUGGAACAUUUAGAGAGUGUGAUAUGCGACGAACAUAGUUAUGUUCUUUGGAAAGUUAUCAAAUCUAAUGUCAACAGAGGACUGUACAUAAAGAAGGCCGCGGGCGAUGAAGACUUAAAUUUUCUUUCCUGAUGAUCCCUCCUCAGGCUUCAACCAUUGACUUUGAGUUCCCCAGAGCUGAUUUGUUAUUGGAGUCAUGUGGAAACAUUGCUUUCCCUGCUUUCGAUCGAUUGGCUUGUUGGUUUUGCUAUUGUUUUCUUGAUUGUUGUAGUUUGAACAAAUCAUUAUUGGUGCAGUAAACUUGUACAACAGGUUGCUCGUCGAGAGAGUCUGAUAUGCGAUCACCAUCCACAUCCUUCAAUUAAUGGUGCUUAAUUAAUACAUUCAAGUAAUCUUGAUUAUGGCACUAACAGUAGAGAAGGGUAAUGCUUAGUUCUUUGGUGAACUAGUUGUUGGAAUGGAGAAACGCCUUGCUUCUUUUGAAAGUUGCCCAAAGAAUGAAACUCCACCCCACCCUGAUAAUGAUCACUCGACCAAAAAAGUUAAGAUUAGGAAUGCAAGCGAUAGUAAAGAUGAUGCUAUGGAGGACGAUUGCAUUUCCUCUGAUGAAGAACCACAUAUUUCCAAGACUGUGUCUCCGGAGAUGUCCCAGAAACGCAAAACAUCACGGAAACUAUAAUGCUUGUUGAUGAAACAGAAUCGAGGAACACCAUAGUCCAAACAAUUGCCUCUAAAGCACAACCAAAUGCCACAGCUCCCUCAUUUAAGGACAAGCUUAUGAACGAUGGUAAGAAAGCUGAAGAUGAAGAUGACAUCAAGCUCGACAAAGAGGAUGUGUCUCUUGGAUUGAAUGAAGGAAUCCCCACAAUAACCUUCUCUGCUAGAGUCCGAGAAGUUUUAAACAAGAAAAUGAGUUUUGCAGUAGUAAUAAAACCUAGGUCAUUCAAUUAGAUAUCGUCAGCUAUGCUUGCAACUGUAAAAUGUCUGGCACCCCUCAGGUCAAUUCCAACUCACGAACCUUGAUGAAGGAUGCUUUACAGUAAAGUUCAAGGAGGAAAUUGAUUACCAGAAAGCUUUGCCCAAUGGCCCCUGGUUGGUAUAUGGUCACUAUUUAACUGUCUAACCAUGGACACCCUCAUUCAAACCUCAAGACCAUGUCAUUAAUCAAGUCAUUGGCUGAAUAAGGCUGCCUGGUCUACCAACUCGCUAUUAUCAUAAGAGUAUUAUUCGGUCCAUUGGCAGUAUUUUCAGCAAAGUUAUUAGAAUUGAUUAUAACACUAAUUUUGGUGAUCGUGGCAAGUUUGUGAGACUAGCAGCAAUUAUUGACCUUACCAAGCUACUUACUUCAAAGAUCAGAGUUGACGGUCAGACCAUUUAUGUGGAAUAUGAAAGCCUUCCAUUAAUUUGUUAUCACUGUGGACGAUAUGGUCAUUUACAAGAUAGUUGCCCGGAAAAAAUGGAGGUGUCAACAGAAGGCAUUCCAUCGCCAGUGGCGAGUGAACUGCAAGUGGUCCCUGAUAUGUGUGUAGGUACGAAAUAUGGAGAGUGGAUGCACGCCUCCAAGCCAAGGAAAAUGUACGACAGAAGUGGACGUAGAGAAGCAUAUAUCACAAGCAAAGGAAUUGCUACGUCCUCAAGGUUUGACGUCUUGAAUGUUGCUAUAGAAAUUGAGCAUCACAGCCACCAAGGGUAUGAAGCUAUUAGAAUGUGCCCCACUGGAGAAGCCACUACCUCACGAUAUAGACCAAAAGAGACAAAAGUUGCCCCAAAAUUAAUCCUAACCUGAGACCAAUUAUUGGUAAAGAGACUGUGCCUAGCAAGGACUGCAUAUUUAAUGAACUUAGCUAUAAGGCUAUGCAAGCUACCACAAGCCUCGACAAAGCCUAACACCAAGCAGUCAUUGUCCAAGAUGAUAGGAUCCCACAAAAAAGCCAAAAUAGCCCAAACAUUUUGCUGCUCUCAUCCUCCACACCUAAAAAUCCAGCCCAGUUUCGCAACAGUGAUCAGAUUGCUUUACUUAUUAAGCUACUUGAUCCAAUCACUGAACCAAGGGGUUUUAAUCUAACACCUAAAGUUAGAAUUAAAAACUUAGAGGAUGAGCACAAUGACUCUCGAACAGGGCCAUCUAUAUAUGCAAUGAAGGAGAUUGCUAAAGGUCUUCAUGCAGAAAAUGCUUAGGACGCCAAUGAUGAAGUUGUUGCCAUGCUAGUGGAAGGAGUAGAUUUUAACUCAAUUCCCGAGCAAUAAAUCUUUUAUGAUUAUGUCCAUUUUUGUUUGGAAUUGUUAAGGGGCCUCUAACAAAAGGUUCCCCUCUAUUACUAAAUCUUUUAUGUCUACUUACAAACCUAAAAUUUUUGUCUUUAUAGAAUCUAAAAUUUCAGGAGCUAAAGCUGAUAAAGUUAUCAAGAAACUUGGAUUUCAUUUCUCUCAUAGAAUGAAAGCUUCAGAUUUCUCUGGUGGAAUAUGGAUUCUCUGGACUGAUAAAGUGACCAUCAAUGUUAUCACUAAUCAUAUCCAGUUUAUUCACAUGGAAGUACGCUUUCUUAUUAAUGGUAGGAAUUUCUUCUUUUUAGUUGUAUAUGGCAGCCCACAAAGUCGCUAUCAGAAAUUCCUCUGGCAGGAUUUAUCCAAAUUGCCUCCUAACUCACACCAUC
Messenger RNA from Prosopis cineraria, 5325 nucleotides. Its product is annotated as probable disease resistance protein At5g66900. Gene Ontology annotation, biological process: defense response to fungus. Bases 95 to 1189 code for a protein of 364 amino acids. The record is from RefSeq and is a predicted model, not a curated record. The transcript is spliced from 4 exons. Gene Ontology annotation, molecular function: ADP binding. Lineage: Eukaryota; Viridiplantae; Streptophyta; Magnoliopsida; Fabales; Fabaceae.